AUGGUUAGAGAUUGGGCGUUCACAAUCAAUAGACUACAAUUCUCAGGCUUAACUACUAUAUCUUAUGUUUUUGAUUUCGUAUUCUAUUUGACAGUUUUAAUUCUUUCAGCUACGUUGGGAAGAACUCUUCCUCCACGCUACCACGAAUUCCUGCUUUAUGACAUUACCCUUAGGUACACACAUUUUCCAGAAAAUGCCAUUUUGGUCCGUGUGUGGCUACUAAUACUAAUAUCUGCUGGAAUCCCAUUUGCUCAGUUCUUGCUAUUUACAAUAUUUAUCGUCUUGCCAAUAAGACGACGCAUUUGGGAUUUUUUUGCCGGUUGUUUAUGUUUGCUUGGAGCAAUGGCAACACAAUUGCUUGUCACAGUGCUUUUGAAAAAUAUAAUAGGACUCCCCCGCCCAGAUUUCAUCGACAGGUGUGAGCCAAUGAUCCAGAACAUUCCCAUAACAUCAUUGUCAACAGUAGCAAUAUGCACACAGCCAGACUGGAACUUGGUCCAAGAAGGAUUCAGGACUUUCCCCAGCGGUCAUCUGUCAACUGUUUUCACAGGAAUGACAAUAGCUGCAUUAAACUUUGCUGCUAGACUUCAAACAUUUGACAAUAGAAACAACUCCUUUAAAGUGUUUAUCACCAUAUUGCCGUGGCUUAUUGCCGCAUGCAUAGCCAGCACCAGAGUUAGCGACAACAGACACUUUUUAAAAGAUAUCAUUGCUGGUGCAUUCAUAGGAACGUUUAUUGGUUCUGCCUUUUAUUUACAAUACCACCCUAGUAUAUUCAACCUAGCCAAUGCAGGCAGAUCGUUCCCGCCUCGAAGGUUUGGCAUUCAAAGAUUUUUCCACAACAUUGGCGGAUUUUGGAAACUUGAGGGCGAGAACUCGGAUCGGGUAUUAGGUGCUGAAGAUCUUGAAAAACUUUCCAAUGAACAAUUGGGCCAACCUGCAAGAAUAACAUCAAUGGCAGAUAAUAUCGAAAUUGUAAAUAAACUACUAUAA
This is a messenger RNA of Candida dubliniensis CD36, 993 nucleotides long. RefSeq lists its product as uncharacterized. Gene Ontology annotation, molecular function: phosphatidate phosphatase activity. The record is from RefSeq and is a predicted model, not a curated record. The transcript has a single exon. Gene Ontology annotation, biological process: phospholipid metabolic process. The coding region runs from base 1 to 993 and encodes 330 amino acids. Lineage: Eukaryota; Fungi; Ascomycota; Pichiomycetes; Serinales; Debaryomycetaceae.